AUGUAUUCCAAGAUCGCCGCUCUUCUCCUUCCCCUCCUCGCUGUUGCAAACCCCGUCCCAGCACAAGGUUCUGCGACCGCGCCCGACCCAAGCCAGAUCGUCAUCAUCGACUCCUCCUACUCCGGUAACGGCUGCCCGCAAGGCUCCGUCUCCACGAGUACUUCCACCGACAAGACUGUCAUCACCUAUGGCUUCGACCAGUUCCAGACCUAUAUCGGCCCCGGCAUCCCCACCAAGGACAACUCUCGCGCCUGCCAGCUGCACCUGAACCUCAAGUACCCGGGCGGCUUCCAGUACGCCGUCGUGUCCGCUACCUACCACGGCUGGGCGCGUAUGGACAAGGGCGUCACCGGCGACUUCAUUACGAGCUACUACUUCUCGCAGGAUGCGGGUAAGACAUCGACAACCCGCAUGUCCGCCACCGGUGGUGGUGCCCUCACCAACGGCCAGGUGUACACCAAGCAGGACAACGUCGAGACCACUGCGGUCGUCUGGUCGCCGUGCGGCACCAACGGCAUCCUCAACGUGAACAACCGCAUCAGCCUGCGGUCCUCGAACUCGUCUGCUUACGGCGAGCUUUCCAACGAUGAUGCUACCAUUGCGUUCACACAGCAGGUGCACGUUUCGUGGCAGCCUUGCACGCCCAAGAGCGGAACCUCUCCCGGAGACACCAUCGGCAUUGGAAGCGUCGACGCUGACGUCGAGUUCAACUAA
Molecule: messenger RNA, 714 nt
Organism: Paraphaeosphaeria sporulosa
Lineage: Eukaryota; Fungi; Ascomycota; Dothideomycetes; Pleosporales; Didymosphaeriaceae
Exons: 3
Coding region: 1-714 (237 amino acids)
Source: RefSeq, a predicted model, not a curated record